Molecule: messenger RNA, 2009 nt
Organism: Radiomyces spectabilis
Lineage: Eukaryota; Fungi; Mucoromycota; Mucoromycetes; Mucorales; Radiomycetaceae
Product: glutamyl-tRNA synthetase
Exons: 10
Coding region: 322-1938 (538 amino acids)
Biological process (GO): glutamyl-tRNA aminoacylation
Molecular function (GO): zinc ion binding; ATP binding; glutamate-tRNA ligase activity
Source: RefSeq, a predicted model, not a curated record
GGCCGACUAUAGCUGAGGAACAUAAUGGAAUGGGAAACAGAGUGUGGUUCAGAGGUUGCGGAAUGGAAUUGAUACAAAUUAAAGAAAAAAGAAAAAAGAGAGAUAAGUUUUCCUCGAGCAACAAGCUCGCCAAGGCCACCGUACUAAACGAUACAACUAUCAUAUUCGUUCUUUGCAGCGGUUCAUCUCUAGUCACCAACUUCGAGUGGAAGGAACGAUGUUCAGCUGAAAUUUAAACUCAGCGGCGCAUGCCCAAAAAAGAAAAGAAAAAGUGCAAAAGGGAAUCCCGUAGUGCCGUUUGUCUCAUUGAUCAGUUCGUCUAUGCUCUUUACAGCUCGUUUAUGGAUCUCUCGAUCCAACCGUAUCGCUGUUCAUUCGAUAUCGACCAGUAGCAAAUUAUAUCGCUCGCAUACCCUUCAUUUUGCAGCAAGACGAUGGCAUCACACCCCUGUUCGUGUACGAUUCGCGCCUAGCCCUACAGGACAACUGCAUUUAGGUGGUUUACGGACUGCUUUGUUCAACUAUCUUCUUGCCAAGAAAACUGGCGGUCAAUUUAUUUUGCGUAUUGAAGACACCGAUCAGACUCGCUAUGUCGAAGGAGCAGUGGAAAAGUUGGUCUCGGCCUUGUCCUGGGCCGGUAUUACGUAUGACGAAGGUCCUGGAUGUGGUGGUCCGCACGCGCCAUACUAUCAGUCGGAAAGGACAGAUCUUUACCGAAAGUUUGCCAAUGAUUUGAUCGAGAAUGGUCAUGCAUAUCGAUGCUUUUGCACUCCGGAACGGUUACAAAAAGUGCGCGAAUCAAGACAUAAAACAGGAAGAACGGUAGCUUAUGAUAAGCACUGUUCGUAUUUGAGUGACGAGGAAAUUGAAGAACAAUUAUCGCAAGGCAAAACUUUUACAGUUCGACUUAAGGUGCCUUCAGAAGGAUCGACUGAAUUCAAGGAUUUGGUCUAUGGCCAAAUCCACUUUAAUAACAAGACGAUUGAAGAUACAAUCUUACUCAAAAGCGAUGGGUAUCCGACGUAUCAUCUUGCGAAUGUUGUGGAUGAUCAUUUGAUGGGUAUUACACACGUUUUACGAGGAGAGGAGUGGAUUGCGUCGACGCCCAAACAUUUGUUACUAUACAAAGCUUUGGGAUGGUCCAGUCCCCACUUUGCCCAUUUACCGCUGCUGCUCAAUGCCGAUCGCACGAAACUCUCUAAACGAACCGGAGAUGUCCACGUCGAGCAAUACAUCGCCAAAGGCUAUUUACCAGAAGCCGUCAUUAAUUUCGCAGCACUACUUAGCUGGCAUAUGAAAUCCGAAGAGGAGAUUUAUACCAUUGAUCAAUUAAUUCAAGCUUUCGAUCUUGCCGAUCUGAAUAAUUCAGGGGCUGUAGUAGACAUUGCAAAACUCGAUUGGUUCAACAAACAUCAUCUUUUGAGACGAGCAGAGACAGCCGAGGGUCUAAAAAGUCUUGUGGAUAUGUUGGUGCCGUCCGUGCAUUCUCAAUUUGGUUCAAUAUUAAAAGACAGGGAUCAAGCGUAUCGCGGCGAUAUGGCAUAUUUAACCCGCGUGGUCGAAACGAUCAAAGAUCGAAUCCGUAAUAUUCAAGAUAUCCCACGAUUAUGCAGCUAUUUCUUUGUUGAUCCUGAUUACACAACUGCAGCUGCAAAAACUUUCAAGAAGAAACUGAAAGCUCCUGCGAUCCAACUCGUUUUCUCACCAGAAACCCAGCAACAACUUUCUACAGUUGAACCAUUUGAUGGGGCGACUAUUAAACAAUUCCUUCACGAAACAGCAGAGAAGCAGAACGUCAAUCCCAACCACGUUAUGAUGGCCAUGCGUUACGCUGUGACCGGUACUCAGGUCGGCGCUGGAGUGGCAGAUACAAUGGCAGUACUUGGAAGACAAACAUGCAUCGAUAGAAUUACAACAGCUAAAGCACACCAAGUUUAGAUCAUAGCUCAUCCCUCAAUAGAUGGAAAAACAUACAUCCAUUUUCCAUUGACCAUACAAAAAAAAAAAUG